Molecule: messenger RNA, 2714 nt
Organism: Synchiropus splendidus (mandarinfish)
Lineage: Eukaryota; Metazoa; Chordata; Actinopteri; Syngnathiformes; Callionymidae
Product: male-specific lethal 3 homolog
Exons: 14
Coding region: 127-1794 (555 amino acids)
Biological process (GO): regulation of DNA-templated transcription; chromatin organization
Cellular component (GO): nucleus; MSL complex; NuA4 histone acetyltransferase complex
Source: RefSeq, a predicted model, not a curated record
CAGUUCGCCAGAGGAACAGCACCUCCCACAUACACACACACACGCAGGAAGAACCGAGCUCGGCAGGGAAAGGGUUAAGGAGUUCAUCCCGAUCGAUGCUUCUCUCCCACACGUAGCCAUGAACAAAUGAAUUCGCGGGGAAUUAAAUAUCAAUUUCAUAAAGGAGAAAAAGUCUUGUGCUUUGAACCGGAUCCCACCAAGGCUAAAGUGUUGUAUGACGCCAAGGUCAUUGAUGUAUUGAUUGGUUCUGAUGAUCAUGGAAGGAGGAUCCCAAAGUACCUGAUUCAUUUCAACGGUUGGAACAGAAGCUGGGACCGGUGGGCAGCGGAGGAUCAUGUCCUAAGAGAUACUGAAGAAACUCGAAAACUGCAGCGGAGGCUGGCCAGAAAAGCUCGCAUGAAGAGAAAGGGAUGGACAAAGCGGCGUCGUCGUCAGCCUGGAACUAAGAGCUCUGUGAAGGAUCUACCAAAGGAGGACGACAGCGAUGAUGCUUGUUUGAUAUCCUCUUCGGGAAGCAGCGAGGGUGACGAUUCAGAUCAGGACUCGUCCAAUAGCGGGGACAGCGGCUUGUCAGAAAAUAUAAACAAAAUGGUGAAUGACGAGGUCCAAAGCGUUGAUCCAGACAUGAAUGUGAAAAUGGAGUGCGAAGAUAAAAUGGUUCAUAUUGACAUCAACAUCCCUGACGUUCUCAAGAAAGCUCUGGAGGACGACUGCUUUUACAUCAACAAGAGGAAGAAGCUCGUGAUGGUUCCGUGUCACACGAAUGUUGUUCAUAUCCUGGAGUCUUAUGUGAAGCACUUUGCUAUCAACAAGGCUUUCAUGGUCAACGAGCGGCACCGGCGUCAGCAGGGCACCACACAGAAUAGCAGCCCGCAACCAAUUCCUCCAGAGAAGAGUGAGGACUUGUGUAAGGAAAUGGUGGAUGGAUUGAGGAUCACCUUUGACUUCACCUUACCCAUGAUCCUCCUCUAUCCAUGUGAGCAAGCUCAGUUUAAAAAGGUCAGCUCCUCCAGAAUGUUCAUGUCUAUCAACGAGGGUUCCCCAUGUUCCAGCAACGCCCAGAGGGAGCGCAGCCCGAGUCCACCGGGUCACAACCCGCCAACACCUCAAUCUACAGACAGCCAGCCAGCUCUGAGUGACAUCUCUGCCAUCACGCCCCCUGCCCCUGCUGCUCCUACCCCGAAGAGACGUCGCCACCCUGACAUGGACUGCAUCUCGUUGACCUACCAGAACCAGCAGUCGCAGUCUCUCAGACGCUCGACCAGAAACACAUCGGGAGGUGACCGGCCUGUUGAGGGAAGCAGUGCAGGUGGCGGUAGUGCUGCGGCAUCCCCACAGCUCAAACGGCGGGCUGUUGAUACUACUGCGCAUCCCAAGUUUCUCCUCAACCUCGACAGAAAAACCCCUGGACACAGCGGCUCAUCUUCACCGUUACCUUGGACACCGAGGAAAGAGCGAAGCGGAGCUCUCUUUGGCCUUGGUAGUCGGAGAAACAAUGAGCUGAACGAGGUUCUGAGCUGGAAAUUGACCCCUGACAACUACCCUUUGAAUGACCAGCCUCCUCCACCAUCGUAUCUGUAUGGAUCACAACAUCUCCUGCGACUUUUUGUGAAACUUCCAGAGAUAUUGGGAAAGAUGCAGAUUCCUGAAAGAAAUCUUCGAGCUCUGGUCAAACAUUUGGAGCUUUUUCUGAGGUUCUUGGCUGAGUUCCACGAGGACUUCUUCCCUGAGACGGCGUACGUGUCCUCAUCAGAGGCGCAUUACAACAUGAAGCAGCCGAGGUCCAUUUACUGAUGGAGCUAUUUGGUUUUCUCUUCGCCUGGUCUUUGCCAGUGAUCGGACUCGUCGCCAGAAUUCUUGGACCAUUUCUUACUCAGCCCAAGUGGAACGUUCUAACAUGCUACUAACCCACGAAUGAUCUGGUUCUGCCUCGCUCUCACUCUCCUGCCAAGCAGCGUUUCUUCCAAGCCGCUGUACUGUCUGCAACUAACAUUGGAUUGAUGAAGGAGGUCCAGUGUCACACUUUGCCCAAAGUAGCGGAUCGAUGCUGGACACACCCUCCUCCCUUCUCACAGUUUGGGGCAAAGAACUGUCUUGUCUCUUUCUUGUAAACUGUAUUAACCACAAAGGGACAUCAGUUAACUGACAUCCAAUGACUCAUUCAUCCUCCUGUAAUAUUCCUAACUCUCGCCACAAGUUUCAUUCUCAACAUGAACUCAUCUCCUCCAUCUUGUCUUGGCCUUUCGCUCGCAUGGUCUCCCUCCAACCCACUUUCCAACUCUUUCCAAGUCAAAGUUGUGAGUAUAAAUUGUGACGUUUUUCAACUUAAAAAUGUGCCCAUUUUUAACAUGUUGGAAGUGGGAGCUCAGUGUGCUUGUUUGUAUUCACACUACUUGAAAAAAAGGUUUGUCUUCGGAGCUGACAAACACUGGUAAAUGGUCGUCACUGUUGGCUGCUUGUAACUUCCUCAUUACGUUUGUGUACCUCAGCCUUGAAACUGUUUACGGUUCAUGACAAGAUUUUAUAUUUGCAUAUGUCACCAGAUGGUUGGUGAAAUGACAUAUCUGGGCAGUAAGGUGUUCAAAAGAGGGCAUCAGUUCACCUGUGUUUUCAUGUUCUGAGACGGCGAGUUAAAGCAGUUGGACAUGGUGUCGUUUACAGUUGGAAAAUGUGAAUGGAGUUCAUAUUUUGGAAAUAAAAUGAUGAUUAGUAAA